This is a messenger RNA of Carassius auratus (goldfish), 1720 nucleotides long. It is a transcript of the gene cnbd1, whose product is annotated as cyclic nucleotide binding domain containing 1. The transcript has 13 exons. The record is from RefSeq and is a predicted model, not a curated record. NCBI's taxonomy places the organism in Eukaryota, Metazoa, Chordata, Actinopteri, Cypriniformes, Cyprinidae. Bases 383 to 1720 code for a protein of 445 amino acids.
UUUUGCAUAGUUUGGAAGUAUUUUGCCGCCGGUGAUACAAAUAUAGACAAACUAACUUAAAAUAUUAUUUCUAAAAAUGUAAAUUACUCAAUAUUAACUUCAUGUUUACGAAGUUGUUAGCCUGUUAGCUAACUUGUACGUUACACCGUUAAUGUGAGUGUUAGCAUAACAUUGCUGUGAGCUUGGAACGUUUAGAACGCGUAAUCCUAAACCCAAUAAGAUAUUAAUAAUCACGCUUUAGUAACGAUCUUUUAACACGAUAACAUUGUACUACUGUCUGUAAUACGAGUAAAGGACUGUUGCCAUGAAACGGGCCAAACACACUUCAACAAUAAUUUGCACUCGAGUCACCUGAUAUUUCUCACUGUUACAGUGAACCCUCAUGAAAUCAUUUGCUGUUUUUACAGCCAUGCACCGAUACCGACAUUCAGCUGAGCAAAGACUUGCAGACAUUGACUACACACAGCUGGCACAGCUAACCCAGCUAAAUCAAAGUUCUGAAGAGGCCCAUAAAAGAUUCAUGAAACUUUAUCAAGAAAUAUUCCUGCACCCUCAGACCUCUUUACCAAGAAUACAACUCAAGACUAGGAUCCAACCUCCAGUGAAGCUGAGAGUAUUUGAAUCCAUCCAAGAGGUCAGCAGACAUCAGCCACAUGGAAAACUGGCUCACAAAUCACUCAUGAAUCAUGUGAUUAAAGCCCUUAAGAAAUUCCCUAUUGAGAGAUCCCAUUCAGAGCAUCAUAUCAUUUAUAAACUACUGAAGGGAGUCCACAGUCUGACCUCGCAGCUGGGCUCGCAGGAGCUGAAACAGAUUAGUACCGUCACCACCCUCGAGACCUGGGACCGCGGACAGAUCAUUUUCGGACAUAAUGGAUUUUACCUCAUUCUGAAGGGCUCAGUGAAACCGUUCAACCAUGAAACCCUUAAAGAGGAUCAGACAGUCUCUACGAUUGCAGCUGGAGGUUCAUUUGGAUGCUGUGAACCUGUAAGUGCAGUAGAUGGAGGUGCCGUCAUCCAGUGUGUCAUGACACUCGAGACCUGCGAGAUUCUCAGAAUAUCUCGUUCUGGCUACGAGAAGCUGAAAAAGGACAUCCUGGCACAGGACCAUGAAGUUAAAGUGUCUUUGAUCCAGGGUUGCCAGCUGUACCUUCACUGGCCAAAGCUUUCCAUCAACCACCUGGUCGACGGCAUGCAGCUAAAAACAUUCCCUGCUAAUCAAGUGCUGGUGAAGGAGGGAAAGAUCUGUCCGUUUGUGGCCUUCAUUGGAGGUGGAGAAUGUCACAUCCUCCAGGAUGUGGGGUCAUUGAUAAGACCUGUUGACAAGAAGGGCUGCAGGAUCAGAUUCGUGAAGGUUGGUACGCUGGGUCCAAAACAGUCAUUUGGAGAGGUCAGCAUCCUACUGAACCAGCCGUCCCCUUGUACUGUUAUCACUGCCACUGAAGUUCAUGGUGGAAUCAUUCAACCAGCAUGCCUUAAAGGACUGGACUCAGUGACCACUUCUCUUAUACUGCAGACUGCACGACCAGUGUGUGGAAAGCUCAGUGAGGAGGAAGUCUUGAAGGAGUUCCUGACACAGGAGAGGAUGAAGAAAUGGGAACAUGAGAAGAGGAAGAUACUUUCUGAUGCUCUGUUUUAUAAUGGCGUUCACCCAGGAAGAGGCAAAUGGGAUUUUAACAGAGGACCAAGAGGAGUAACUGGGAAAUCCAAGAAGUGCAUAUGA